Paramisgurnus dabryanus is the source of this 2498-nucleotide messenger RNA. The record is from RefSeq and is a predicted model, not a curated record. Lineage: Eukaryota; Metazoa; Chordata; Actinopteri; Cypriniformes; Cobitidae.
AGUGAAGAAUCAAAACACAGACCGUAUUCGCGUUUUAUGUGUAUUAUUAUCAUUGUACGAGCAAAAUGAACACGGAUUCAAGAUAAGUUUGUGUUGUGUAAGUUUCUGUUUGAGAGAUGAGUGGGCCACGGAGGUCCAGUAAAGAAGAGUCCGGGUCCGAAUCAAAGCGGCUCUGCACGCGAGUCCCUCCGGAGAUGAGAGCACGUGACUGCGGUCAGCCAACAGAGGGCAGCAGCAGCCAUGAAGUGUCUGUGAUCAUGCCGGUGUAUAACGCCUCUGAAUGGCUGGAUGAGUGUUUGCAGGCGAUACUCCAGCAGGAUUUCGAGGGCAGUAUGGAGCUUUCUGUGUAUGAUGACGGCAGUUCGGAUAACUCUAGAGAAAUCAUCGAAAGCUGGAGGGAGAAGUUCGAGAAGAGAGGCGUUUCCAUGGUGAUGUCAGGACAUAACUUAGACAGCCCUAAAGGAGUUGGAUUUGCAAAAAACCAGGCAGUGUGUCAGAGCUCUGGACGAUACCUCUGUUUUCAGGACGCGGAUGAUCUCAUGAAACCUCAGAGAGUGAGACUACAACAUCAAACUGCUGUGUUAAACCCCACAACAAUUGUUGGUUGUAAAGUUUGUCGAGUACCUGAAGGCUCCACUGAACGAUACACCAGAUGGAUUAACAGUCUCACACCAGACCAACUCCUCACACAGGUCUACACCUCUCAUGGGCCAACAGUCAUCAUGCCAACUUGGUUCUGCUCACGUGAUUGGUUCAAGAAAGUCGGUCCGUUUAAUGAGGGAGGAAAGGGAGUUCCAGAAGAUUUGCUGUUCUUCUAUGAGAGUCUUCGUCAUGGAGGUGGUGUGGUCAGAGUAGACGACUGUUUACUGGUUUAUCGAUAUCAUGAAAAUGCCGCAACGCAUUCUGUUCUAGAGGAGACGAUCUGGAGACUCCGUGUGGAAUUCCUGCAGGAGCGAGUGCUCAGCCAAUGGGAAUCAUUCACCAUAUGGAAUGCUGGGAAACAGGGACGAAAACUCUACCGCAGCUUAUCUCCGACCAAUCAGAGGAAGGUGAAGGCGUUCUGUGAUGUCGACCAAAACAAAAUCCAGAAGGGCUUUUACACGUAUGAGGAGUCAAAGGAACGUCCUAAACCCAAGAUUCCCGUAGUGCAUUUCAAAAAUGCAUGUGCUCCAUUUAUAGUUUGUGUGAAACUGGACAUGACUGAUGGAGUUAUGGAGGAGAAUCUGCUGUCCCUGAAGCUAACAGAGGGAAAACAUUAUUACCAUUUCAACUGAACCUAAAACACAAGUGUGUGUGUGUGUUGUGUGUAUGAGCUGGGAACCUGUUCAUGCUUUACUUCUCAGUAUAUCGGUCUUGAGAGACCUCUCACAUCACUAUUAGCACCUACUUGUAGACACACAUAACCAUACACACAGUGAUGUUUGUUUGCAUUCCUAAUGCCCCAUGUCGCCCUCUUUUCUGGAUGACCUGUCUUGCAGACCUCAGGCUUUUUCCCGAAGCCCUGCUUGGUUAUCUCAGAACAAACUGCCUAAAAGCGUCUAUAACACAGAGAAAGAAUCGUUUUAAUGUGUGCACUCCUUAAAUGAAGUAUUUUUUCUUCAAGUUACAAGCAAUGGGAUUUCAGGCAAAUAAGAAAAAAAAGUUUCUUACAGUGAAGACUUGUUUAAUAUUGGGCAAUCAUAGUUAACAGGUAAGAUAAGACAGAUGUGGGCACUGGGUAACUUAAGUUCAUCUUCUUGUAGCUCAUUUAGUAGAGCUUUGCAUUAGCUGCGCAAAAAGGCACAGGUUCGAUCCCAGAAAACACAAAUUUCCGAUAAAAAUGCGUACCUUGGAAGUCGCUGUGGAUCUAUUUAAGCAGACUUUUUGUAUUUUCUCUGCUGAUUUCAGGUUAAACAGUUCGACUGAUUUAGAUUAGAUUUUAUCGAAUCCGUGCAUUUCAUGGAAUUCUGCAUGUGUAGAAUCCAUGUGCACUGACUGAUGUUAAAGGGGUCAUGUUAUGAGAUGUUUUUUGUAAAAUAAGUCUUUGGUGUCGUUUGUUUUUAGCUCAAAAUGACCCACAGACAACUUAUUACAGCAUGUUAAAAUUGCCACUUUUUAGGUGAAAGCAAUUAUAAGUGUCCUUUAAAAUGCAAAUGAGCUGAUGAAAUGCAACUCUGAUCACAAUGAUGGUGGUUUGUUAAAAUUGAAACUCAAUUGUGCUGUCAAUAAUUUUUUCUCUCUCUUUCUCUCUGCACUAAAUGGCAGUGCCGUGGUUGGAUAGUGCUGAUUAAGGGACGAUAUUAUUGUAAUUGGUCGUGCUACCUACCUCACAAAACAGGCUAAAUCUAAAUGACCUAAUUUUUCAGAUGUGUGCAGAGAAUAAUUUACCAAAACUAAGUUACUGGGUUUUUCUUUUUCACAUUUUCUAGGUUGGUAGAUGAACUGGGGACCCAAUUAUAGCACUUGAACCCUUAAAAAGUCAAAUUUUUAACCAGACCCCUUUAAGUCAGAAGCAUUUU